AUGGGAAACAAGUCAGUUUAUGUAUCUCUUCAGAUUGCCUACGAUGACUCCUCAGGGUACUACGCUCACGUUUGUGGUGGAACCCUUAUCAGUGGCCAGUGGGUCCUGACUGCAGCCCAUUGCCUCAGCAUCUAUGACAUUGCCCUGCUGCACCUCAAAUCUUCUGGCUAUGCCAAUGGGUUUGUUGAGAUGGGAGUGCUUCCACCUCAAGGAGACAUUUUGCCUGAUUUCUAUCCCUGCUAUGUAACUGGAUAGGGGUUGGUUAGUGCGGAUGGCAGAAUUGCAGACAGACUGCAGGAGGUGAUGCUGCCAGUGAUUGGCCAUGAGAUCUGCUCCCAGGACGACUGGUGGGGUUCUCAAGCAAAACCCACUAUGAUCUGUGCAGGUGGAGAUGGCACAAGGGCUGGAUGCAGUGGGGACUCUGGGGGUCCUCUCAGCUGCUACAGAGACGAUCACUGGGAAGUCCAUGGGAUUGUCAGUUUUGGGCUUGUUCCUUACUGUAACACCUACAAGAAGCCAACAGUCUUCACACGUGUGUCAGCCUAUGUGGACUGGAUCUACAGUAUAAAUCUUCCUUAUUACAGCAAGCGCAACCGAAAACGAAACCAGCAGCGUUCAGGCUUGUGA
Molecule: messenger RNA, 627 nt
Organism: Indicator indicator
Lineage: Eukaryota; Metazoa; Chordata; Aves; Piciformes; Indicatoridae
Product: chymotrypsin-like elastase family member 3B
Exons: 6
Biological process (GO): proteolysis
Molecular function (GO): serine-type endopeptidase activity
Source: RefSeq, a predicted model, not a curated record